GGCAGGGCGGGCGGCGGGCUCCGGCGGGGGCGCGCGCCGGCCAGCGGGGCGGGGGCGGCCGGAAGGCGUCGGGGUGAGGGGCUCUGGAGCCCGAGAACCCGCGUCCCCCGGGGCUGAUCCGCCGCGGGAGGGCGAGCGCGGUGCGCGACGGAGGUGGGGACUUCGAGGCCGCGGCCGGGAGCCCGGCUCCCCCGCCCCCGAGCCUGACGGGGUGGCGAGGCGGGAUGCGGCUCUGGCGCUGGGGGCGCCCGGCCGAGCCCCCGCGGCGGCCCUGGGCGGCCAGGCUCUAGGCGCAGCGGCGUCGGCAGCGGCGGGCGGAGGGCGUCCGGCCCGGCCCGCGGAGGGCAGACACGGAGCGGCGAGCGGGGCGCAGCGACGCCGCGGCGCGGCGGGGCCGCGGGGCUCGGAAGAUGAAGUCCUCAAUACAUUCUGAAGAGGAUGAUUUUGUUCCAGAACUACAUAGAAAUGUUCACCCUCGAGAGCGGCCUGAUUGGGAAGAAACACUUAGUGCAAUGGCACGAGGAGCAGAUGUUCCAGAGAUUCCUGGAGAUCUUACUCUUAAGACGUGUGGCAAUACAGCGAGUAUGAAAGUUAAACAUGUGAAAAAGUCUACUACUCCAGGACUGAUGGGCUGUGACAACAUUCACAGGUUACCCUUCACAAAGGGUCACUUUCCGAAGAUGGCUGAAUGUGCACACUUCCAUUAUGAGAAUGUCGAAUUUGGCAGCAUACAGCUUUCACUUUCAGAAGAACAGAAUGAAAUAAUGAAAAAUGGCUGUGAAUCUAAAGAGCUGGUCUACCUCGUGCAGAUUGCUUGUCAGGGCAAAAGUUGGAUUGUUAAAAGAAGUUACGAAGAUUUUCGGGUACUUGAUAAGCAUCUUCAUCUUUGUAUUUAUGACCGACGAUUUUCCCAGCUCUCAGAGCUUCCCCGUUCUGACAGUCUUAAGGACAGUCCAGAGUCAGUCACUCAGAUGCUCGUGGCUUACCUGUCUCGCCUUUCAGCUAUUGCUGGCAACAAGAUCAACUGUGGGCCUGCCCUUACUUGGAUGGAGAUUGAUAAUAAGGGAAAUCAUCUUUUAGUUCAUGAGGAAUCAUCCAUCAACACUCCUGCUGUUGGUGCUGCCCAUGUUAUCAAGAGGUAUACUGCUCGGGCUCCAGAUGAACUGACGUUAGAGGUGGGAGACAUUGUUUCUGUUAUUGAUAUGCCCCCCAAAGUGUUAAGUACAUGGUGGAGAGGCAAGCAUGGAUUUCAGGUGGGACUCUUCCCUGGACAUUGUGUUGAGUUAAUUAACCAGAAAGUUCCCCCAUCGGUGACCAAUUCAGUGCCAAAACCAGUGUCUAAAAAGCACGGCAAGCUCAUUACUUUCUUACGAACAUUCAUGAAGUCUCGUCCAACGAAACAGAAGCUAAAGCAGCGAGGGAUUUUAAAAGAGAGGGUGUUUGGUUGUGAUCUGGGGGAACACCUUCUGAAUUCUGGCUUUGAAGUGCCCCAGGUUCUCCAAAGCUGCACAGCAUUCAUUGAGAGAUAUGGCAUUGUGGAUGGAAUAUAUCGUCUUUCUGGAGUUGCCUCCAAUAUCCAGAGACUACGCCAUGAAUUCGACUCUGAGCACGUCCCCGACCUGACGAAAGAACCUUAUGUUCAAGAUAUCCAUUCAGUGGGCUCCCUCUGUAAGCUGUACUUUCGAGAGCUCCCAAAUCCUCUGCUCACCUACCAGCUGUAUGAGAAAUUUUCUGAUGCCGUUUCAGCAGCAACGGAUGAAGAAAGGCUGAUAAAAAUUCAUGAUGUUAUCCAGCAGCUCCCACCACCACACUACAGAACACUGGAGUUCCUGAUGAGGCACUUGUCUCUUCUUGCGGACUACUGUUCAAUCACAAAUAUGCAUGCAAAAAACCUAGCAAUUGUCUGGGCUCCAAAUCUGCUUCGAUCAAAACAGAUAGAAUCUGCCUGUUUCAGUGGAACAGCUGCUUUCAUGGAAGUGAGGAUUCAGUCUGUGGUUGUUGAGUUCAUCCUCAAUCAUGUAGAUGUACUCUUUAGUGGCAAAAUCAGUGCAGUCAUGCAGGAGGGGGCAGCUUCUCUGUCAAGGCCUAAAUCCCUACUGGUUUCUUCUCCAUCCACCAAGCUGCUAACAUUGGAGGAAGCCCAGGCACGAACACAGGCUCAGGUUAACUCUCCAAUUGUGACUGAAAAUAAAUAUAUUGAAGUAGGAGAAGGACCUGCUGCACUUCAAGGGAAAUUCCAUACCAUAAUUGAGUUCCCACUUGAAAGAAAGAGGCCUCAAAAUAAGAUGAAGAAAUCUCCCGUGGGCAGCUGGCGUUCAUUUUUCAACUUGGGGAAAUCAUCAUCAGUCUCUAAGCGGAAGUUGCAGCGUAAUGAGAGUGAGCCUUCAGAGAUGAAAGCUAUGGCUCUCAAAGGUGGCAGGGCAGAAGGAACCCUUCGCUCAGCCAAAAGUGAGGAGUCUCUUACUUCUCUUCACGCAGUUGAUGGUGAUUCCAAGCUCUUCCGACCCAGAAGACCCCGAUCUAGCAGUGAUGCCCUGUCUGCCUCUUUUAAUGGAGAAAUGCUGGGGAACCGCUGUAAUUCCUAUGAUAAUCUGCCCCAUGACAAUGAGAGUGAGGAGGAGGUAGGGCUGCUCCAUAUUCCAGCUCUCCUGUCUCCUCAUUCAACUGAGGAUGUUGACCUGAGCCCACCAGAUAUUGGAGUAGCCAGCCUGGAUUUUGAUCCAAUGUCAUUUCAGUGUAGUCCCCCUAAGGCGGAAUCAGAAUGUCAGGAGAGUGGUGCCUCUUUUUUAGAUUCAUUAGGAUACUCCAAGGAUAAACCAUGUACCAGUAAAAAGGAUGUAGAAGCAGGUGGUAGCCAGUCUCAGACUCCAGGAAGCACAGCAAGUUCUGAACCUGUCUCUCCAGUUCAAGAGAAACUGAGUCCAUUCUUUACCUUGGACUUGAGCCCAACUGAGGAGAAGUCAUCCAAACCAUCCUCAUUUACUGAAAAGGUCGUCUAUGCUUUCUCUCCGAAGAUUGGACGAAAAUUAAGCAAAUCACCAUCCAUGAACAUAUCUGAGCCAAUUUCAGUGACUCUUCCACCUCGGGUGUCAGAAGUCAUCAGUACUGGCUCAAAUACUACAGCUCAGAAUGCAUCAUCUCCAACUUGGGACAAAAGCACAGAAGAAAGUGAUGUCACAAAUAGAUCCCCCACUCAGAUAGUAAAGAUGAAUACAAAUGAGAGAGAGGCCCAAGAAGAAUGUGAACCUGAAGUCCAGCCCCUGGACCAGGUGGCUGCUGAAGAAGUAGAGUUGCCAGGGAAAGAGGAGCGGUCUGUCUCAAGCAGUCAGAGUAAGGCUGUAGCUUCUGGACAGACUCAGACAGGAGCAGUUACCCAUGACCCCCCUCAGGAGCCUGUUCCUGUCAGUUCAGUCUCUCUUAUCCCACCGCCACCGCCUCCGAAAAAUGUCGCCCGAAUGUUGGCUCUAGCAUUAGCUGAGUCUGCGCAGCAAGCCUCCACUCAGUCACUGAAGAGACCAGGGACUUCUCAGGCUGGGUACACAAAUUAUGGAGACGUAGCAGGGGCUGCAGCUGAAGAUAAACUGCCCAGUCCCUACUCUAGUAUUACUCUAGAUAAGGCCUAUUUCCAAACAGAUCGACCAGCAGAGCAGCUCCACCUCCAGAACAAUGCACUGGGAAACUGCAACCAGCCUCUCCCAGAGACAACAGCCGUUGGGGAUCCCACCCAUUCCAAGGUAACUGAAUCUGGGGAGCAACUUCACCAAGUAGACCUACCAGGAAACCAUCCACAUCGAAACUAUUUAUCCGGGGACCCAGAAAAGGCCAGAAUUACUUCAGUUCCCUUAGCAGACUCAGAGAAGUCUGAUGAUAAUGUAGGUUUCCCCGAUGACCAGUCUGGGAAGACCACCAUGGCAACCAUCCCCUUUGUGGAGCAGGACCAGUCUGCACUCCAUUUCUACAGUGGGGAUCAGUCUCCUGCCUACCUUGGUGCAAGUGUGGAUCAGCCCCAUCACCCUUCAGAACUUUCGGACCAAUCUCCCAUGCCUCCAGAUUUGCCUAGAGACAAGAGCUGUCCUCCUUCUGGGUCCCCCGAAGAGAAUACCAGCACAGCCUACAUGACAGGGACUCCAACAACAGCUGAAAUAAGUACGAGGGACUCCAGCUGGGCUGUGGGUGAACAGCCUGCUGCUUCUGGGUUUGCUGUUGCCACCCUUCAGCGCACACACCGAAGUCAUCGCCCUCUCCCCCUGCCUCCUGCCCAGAGGCCCGCAGAGCAGCUGCCAGUCGCGGGGCAAGUACAAGCUGCAACCAGUAUAGGACUAAAUAAUUCCCACAAGGUUCAUGGAGUAGUUCCAGCUCCAGAGAGGCCACCUGAACCUCGAGCCGUGGAUGACCCUGCACCCAUCUUUGUCAGUGAUAGCUGUGCAGCUACUCAGUGUCCCAUGGCUACUACUGCUCUCCAGCCAGGCCUGCCUGAGAAAUUGCGGGAGAGUACCAGGGCCCCACUGCUCCAUGUGCGAGCUGAGUCUUUCCCUGGGCAUUCCUGUGGCUUCCCUGCACCAAUGCCCCCCACCAGAACAAUGGAGAGUAAGAUGGCUGCUGCCAUGCACUCCAACAGUGCAGAUGCCACUAGCAGUUCAAAUUACCACUCCUUUGUCACUGCGUCAUCAGCCUCAGUAGAUGAUGUGUUGCCUUUGCCACUGCCUGUCCCACAACCUAAGCAUGCUUCUCAGAAAAUAGCUUAUUCCUCCUUUGCUAGGCCUGAUGUCACCACUGAGCCCUUUGGUCCAGAAAACUGUUUGCAUUUCAAUAUGACUCCAAACUGCCAAUUCCGUCCCCAGAGUGUACCUCCACAUCACAAUAAAUUGGAGCAACACCAAGUGUAUGGUGCCCGAUCAGAGCCACCAGCCUCCAUGGGUCCUCGUUAUAACACCUAUGUGGCCCCGGGAAGAAACACGUCUGGACACCACUCCAAGCCGUGCAACCGAAUGGAAUAUGUUUCUUCUUUGAGCUCCUCAGUUAGGAAUGCUUGUUAUCCUGAAGAUAUUCCACCAUACCCUACCAUUCGGAGGGUACAAUCUCUCCAUGCUCCCCCAUCUUCCAUGAUUCGCUCUGUUCCCAUUUCACGGACGGAAGUUCCCCCAGAUGAUGAACCAGCCUACUGCCCAAGACCCCUGUACCAGUAUAAGCCAUAUCAGUCCUCCCAGGCCCGCUCAGAUUAUCACGUAACUCAGCUUCAGCCUUACUUUGAGAAUGGACGGGUCCAUUACCGCUAUAGCCCAUAUUCCAGUUCCUCUAGUUCCUAUUACAGUCCUGAUGGGGCCCUGUGUGAUGUGGAUGCCUAUAGCACAGUACAGUUGAGGCCCCUUCAUCGCCUGCCCAAUCGUGAUUUUGCUUUCUACAAUCCCAGGCUACAAGGCAAGAACUUGUACAGUUACUCUGGUUUGCCUCCACGCCCCCGGGCCAACGUGACUGGCUAUUUCUCUGGUAAUGACCAUAACAUAGUGAACAUGCCUCCACCUGCUGAUGUAAAGCACACCUAUGCCUCAUGGGAUCUUGAGGACAUGGAAAAAUACCGUAUGCAGUCCAUCCGGAGAGAGAGCCGUGCACGGCAGAAGGUGAAAGGGUCCGUUAUGUCUCAGUAUGACAACAUGACCCCAGCUGUGCAGGACGACCUGGGUGGGAUCUAUGUCAUCCAUCUGCGCAGUAAAUCAGAUCCUGGGAAAACUGGACUUCUCUCAGUGGCAGAGGGAAAGGAGGGGCGGCACCCAGCCAAGGCUGUCAGUCCUGAGGAUGACCGCUUCUAUAGGAAGCAUCCAGAGCCAGAAUUUGAUAGAGCCCCUCACCAUGGAGGGUAUGGCAGUAUGCAGGCAGAGAAGCCAACCCUUCCUCAGAAGCAAAGCAGCCUUAGAAACAGAAAGCUUCAUGACAUGGGUUGUAGUCUCCCAGAGCACAGGGUGCAUCAGGAAGCAAGCCAUAGGCAAUUAUGUGAAUCAAAAAAUGGUCCACCGUACCCCCAGGCAGCUGGCCAGUUAGAUUAUGGGCCCAAAGCAAUUCCAGACACUUCUGAGCCAGGCAGCUACCAUAACUCUGGAGGGAAAUACACCACAGGGCAGGAGUCCUUAAGAUUGAACCACAAAGAGGUGAGGCUCUCCAAAGAGCUGGAGAGGCCCCGAGCCAGGCAACCACCUGCCCCCGAGAAACACUCCAGAGACUGCUACAAGGAGGAGGAGCAUCUUACUCAGUCAAUGGUCCCACCCCCUAAGCCAGAGAGGAGCCAUAGCCUAAAACUCCAUCAUACGCAGAACAUGGAAAGGGACCCUAGUGUGCUGUACCAGUACCAAACGCACAGCAAGCGCCAGAGCAAUAUGACUGUUGUGUCCCAGUAUGACAACCUGGAGGAUUACCACUCCUUGCCCCAACACCAGCGAGGGGGCUUUGGAGGUGGGGGCAUGGGGACAUAUGUGCCCUCUGGCUUUGCCCACCCACAGAGCAGGACAUAUGCUACAGCGUUGGGUCAAGGGGCCUUCCUGCCCGCAGAGUUGUCCUUGCCACAUCCUGACACGCAGAUUCAUGCAGAAUGAGCCCCGGGAGCAAUAGAGUUGAAGCAGCCUCUGCUGGACAGUGGACUGUUCUAUUUUUUUCAAUAACCAAAAAUGAUUAAAAAAAAAAAAAAGCUACAAAACCCCCGACCACCUUAAAAAAGAAAAUAUAAUAAAAGUAAACAAAUCACCAU
Sciurus carolinensis (gray squirrel) is the source of this 6736-nucleotide messenger RNA. RefSeq names its product Rho GTPase activating protein 32 (gene Arhgap32). NCBI's taxonomy places the organism in Eukaryota, Metazoa, Chordata, Mammalia, Rodentia, Sciuridae. Gene Ontology annotation, biological process: small GTPase-mediated signal transduction. Gene Ontology annotation, molecular function: phosphatidylinositol phosphate binding; GTPase activator activity; protein binding. The record is from RefSeq and is a predicted model, not a curated record. Gene Ontology annotation, cellular component: Golgi apparatus; nucleoplasm; fibrillar center. The transcript has 23 exons. Bases 411 to 6584 code for a protein of 2057 amino acids.